AUGUCUGUCCCUUACACGAUCGGCACUCCUGGAUACGUUCCGGCGUCGCAGAAGAUCCCACCCAUAGCACUUCCGCUGGUCAGUCCGCGGGCUAAAGUCUUCCUCGACAAGAUCGAGCGUUUCGUGGAAGAAGAAUGCGUUCCAGCAGACGAAGUUUACGAACAAGCACUCGGCCGGGAUGUUCAAUCACGCUUCUCUUCACAUCCGCAAAUAAUUGAAGACUUGAAGAAGCGAGCGAAAGAACUCGGCCUAUGGAACUUGUUCUUACCCAAAAAUCACUACCAGGGCACGGGUGCCGACUUCACCAAUCUGGAGUAUGGCUUGAUGGCUGAAUAUCUGGGUCGAAGCCACAUAGCUUCGGAAGCCUGCAACUGCGCAGCACCAGAUACCGGAAACAUGGAGGUUUUCGCCAAGUACGGGACUGAAGAGCAGAAACGCAGGUGGCUCGAGCCUCUCCUUGCAGGCGAGAUACGUUCGGCCUUUUGUAUGACAGAGCCUCAUAUCGCUUCCAGCGAUGCCACUAACAUCGAGCUCGCGAUCAGGCGUGAGGGCAACGAUUACAUUCUCAACGGCGAAAAAUGGUGGAGCAGCGGCGCCGGCGACCUGCGCUGCACGGUGUACCUCGUCCUAGGCAAGACAGAUCCUCAAAACGCAAACAAGUACAAGCAGCAGACACUUGUAGCGGUCCCUUCUAAUACCCCCGGAGUGACCGUCAAGCGGAUGAUGCAAGUCCUGGGGUACGAUGAUGCUCCACGCGGGCAUGGCCAUAUCGUAUUCAACAACGUUCGGGUUCCCGUCAGCAACGUUAUUCUGGGCGAAGGACGAGGCUUUGAGGUUAUUCAGGGCCGUCUCGGACCAGGGCGAAUCCAUCAUGCCAUGCGAUGUGUUGGUGUGGCUGAGAGAGCACUCGAGUGGUUCAUCGCACGAUUGGUCGACCCACGCAAGAAGACUUUUGGAAAACGCCUUGUCGAUCACGGGGUAUUGCUGGAACGUGUGGCCCAGUCACGCAUCGACAUUGACGCUGCACGCCUUGCCGUCUUGAACGCUGCGGUCAAAGUGGACAUGGGAGACACCAAGUCAGCUCUAAAAGAGAUUGCCGAAGUCAAAGUACAAGUACCUGCAGUCCUGCUCGACACUUUACACAGGGCAAUGCAAGCGUACGGUGCCGCUGGAAUGAGCCAGGACACACCGCUCGCGCGAAUGUAUGGCCGGAAUCGAACAAAGAAAAUUGUCGACGGCCCGGAUGAGGUACACAUGCAGCAGCUAGGAAAGACAGAGUGUAGGACACGAGGCGAUCAAAUGCUUGAGAAAAUUACUGCUCAAAGGCGCAAGACCGACGAGCUGUUGAAGCAGUAUGGGAUGGAGAAGAUAGACGUGCUGCAGCUGGAUCGGGCGUACCAUCAUGCAGCGAAACUGUAG
Messenger RNA from Zasmidium cellare ATCC 36951, 1419 nucleotides. RefSeq lists its product as uncharacterized. NCBI's taxonomy places the organism in Eukaryota, Fungi, Ascomycota, Dothideomycetes, Mycosphaerellales, Mycosphaerellaceae. The transcript is spliced from 4 exons. Gene Ontology annotation, molecular function: flavin adenine dinucleotide binding; oxidoreductase activity, acting on the CH-CH group of donors. The coding region runs from base 1 to 1419 and encodes 472 amino acids. The record is from RefSeq and is a predicted model, not a curated record.